Molecule: messenger RNA, 9596 nt
Organism: Xiphias gladius (swordfish)
Lineage: Eukaryota; Metazoa; Chordata; Actinopteri; Istiophoriformes; Xiphiidae
Gene: ano1a
Product: anoctamin 1, calcium activated chloride channel a
Exons: 26
Coding region: 162-3026 (954 amino acids)
Biological process (GO): chloride transmembrane transport
Cellular component (GO): plasma membrane
Molecular function (GO): protein dimerization activity; chloride channel activity
Source: RefSeq, a predicted model, not a curated record
GCCCCAUCUACACGCAGGUGAGUGGGAACUCAUACCUGGCCAAUUCCUGCGCUUUUUCCUUUUUACAUUCUACCCAAACGGCUUCUCUUUAACUCUGGAGAAAAGGUUCUCCUCCCCUGGCUUGUGAGCACUCAGGCAGCCCGCAGCAGGAGGAGCCCACCAUGAUGAGGAGGAGCGACAACUACCUGCCAGUUCCUGGCGAGGAGAAAAACCUGGAUAAGGACUUUGUCCACACAACGGCCAGCAGCAGAGAGUCCAUAGCAAUGAAAAAUCUCUAUGUGGAUGACAUCUCGCCCCUGUACCCGCGGCUAGGUCCAUACUUCCUUGAUGGGCGGCGGCGGGUGGACUACGUGUUGGCAUACCACAUCCAGAAGCCCAGCAGCAUCCGGCGCCGGUCAUCCAGGUUUGCUGACAACAACAUCAUUGCACGGCUUCGCCGCAGCCUGAGCAUGAGGAGCAGUCGAGCCCCACUUCAGCCAAAGGAAGACCCAGAGAUUGCUGCCCAGGAGCAACGGACAGACUAUCAUGAGGAUGACAAGCGUUUCAGGCGGGAGGAGUUUGAGGAAAACCUCCUGGAGACGGGCCUGGAGCUGGAAAAGGAUGAAGGGAGUAAGAUCCCUGGAAUCGGCUUCUUGAAGAUCCAUGCUCCUUGGAAUGUCCUUUGUCGAGAGGCUGAGUUCAUGAAGCUCAAGAUGCCAACAAAGAAGAUGUACGAUGUGAAACAAGGCAAUAAUCUGGUGGAGAAGAUCCGACUGUUCAUUCAUAAAGUCACAGCCCCACUCCAUCCAAAAGUAGAUGCCAACAGACCACAAAGCAUCAAAUCCCUCUCUCACCCCUUCUCCAGGGAGAAGCAGCAUCUGUUCGAUCUAUCUGACAGGGACAAAUUCUUUGACAGCAAGACCAGGAGCUCAAUAGUCUAUGAGGUACUGAAGAGGACAAGGUGCACCAGAGCCAAAUACUCCAUGGGGAUCACAAGUCUGCUAGCCAAUGGUGUCUACACGUCCGCCUAUCCUCUGCACGAUGGAGACAUCGAAGAGAUGACUGCAGAACCUAAUGACAGGAAGCUGCUGUACCAGGAGUGGGCCAGCUACAGUGUCUUCUACAAGUACCAGCCUAUCGGACUCAUCAGGAAGUAUUUUGGGGAGAAGGUUGGACUGUAUUUUGCCUGGCUAGGAGUCUACACACAGAUGCUGAUACCUGCAGCCAUCGUUGGAGUCAUUGUCUUCCUCUACGGCUGUGCCACUGUCGAUGAUAACAUACCUAGUAUGGAGAUUUGCGAUCCCAGGAACAACAUCACCAUGUGUCCACUGUGUGACCGCGCCUGCAGCUACUGGAAACUGGUGACUGCGUGUGGUACAGCGCGAGCCAGCCACCUGUUCGACAACCCAGCCACCGUCUUCUUUUCCAUCUUCAUGGCCCUCUGGGCGGUUCUCUUCAUGGAGCACUGGAAGAGACGACAGAUGCGACUCAACUAUAUCUGGGACCUGACAGGCUUCGGAGAGGAGGAAGAGGAGGAACAUAAGGACCACAACCGAGCAGAGUACGAGUUCCGGGUCAUGCAAAAGACAAUGAGACUGGAACAUUCAACCCCGAAGGGUGAGAAGGUGAAGCUUACAUGCACAGACAGACUACCCGCUUACCUGACCACUGUGGUCAUGAUGGCCUUCCUGAUUGUUGUGACAUUUGCCAUUGUCUUCGGGGUCAUCCUGUACCGGAUUAGUAUUAAGGCAGCCCUGCACAUGAGUACCUACCCUGCAGCAAGGUCCAACAUCAGAGCCACUGUCAAAACCACCGCCGCCAUCAUCAACCUCAUCAUCAUCAUCAUCUUAGAUGAAAUCUACGGCGCCAUCGCCCGCUGGCUCACCACACUGGAGGUUCCAAAGACAGACAAGAGCUUUGAAGAGCGCCUCAUCUUCAAAACUUUUAUCUUAAAGUUUGUCAAUGCCUUCACACCCAUUGUCUAUUUGGCAUUUUUCAGGGGCAGGCUUGUUGGGCGGCCUGGAAACUACUUGUAUGUUGUUGGAUCAUACAGAAUGGAAGAGUGUGCCCAUGCAGGAUGCCUCAUGGAGCUGUGCAUCCAGUUGUGCAUCACCAUGCUAGGCAAGCAGCUCAUCCAGAACAACCUGUUUGAGAUUGGCAUACCGAAACUGAAGAAACUGCUCCGGAAGAGGAAGUCAGAGUUGGACUCAAAGCAAGAGGAGGAGCUGAACAAAACCCUGCAGCGCCACGAGAAAGACCACUUCCUGGGUCCAUUUGUUGGCCUAAGCCCCGAGUACAUGGAGAUGAUAAUCCAGUUUGGAAUGGUGACCCUUUUCGUGGCCUCCUUCCCUCUGGCUCCACUCUUUGCUCUUCUGAAUAACAUCAUCGAGAUUCGCCUGGAUGCCAAGAAGUUUGUUAUGGAGCUGCGCAGGCCAAUUGCAGCCAAAGCCAGAGACAUUGGUAUCUGGUACAACCUCUUGAGAGGCCUCAGCAAGGUAGCAGUCAUUGUUAAUGCCUUUGUCAUCUCCUUCACCUCUGACUUCAUCCCUCGGCUGGUCUACCAGUAUAUGUACAGCCCAGAUGGCACCAUGCACGGCUUCGUCAAUCACACUCUGUCUUACUUCAAUGUCAGUGACUUCCAGCCAGGCACAGACCCCCUGCAGCCAAUGCACCUGGGCUACAAAGUAGAAAUAUGCAGGUAUAAGGACUACCGAGAGCCUCCGUGGUCCAGCACGCCAUAUGAACUUUCUAAGGAAUUCUGGGCCGUUCUGGCAGCCCGACUUGCCUUCGUUAUUGUCUUUCAGAAUGUGGUGAUGCUUAUGAGUGACUUUGUGGACUGGCUGAUCCCAGACAUCCCCAAGGACAUCAGCCUCCAGAUCCACAAGGAGAAGAUCCUCAUGGUGGAGCUCUUUAUGAAGGAGGAGCAAGGCAAAAGACUCGCGGCACGGGACACCUACAACCAGGACAACUGCAACUCCCCCUCGUCAGCCAAUCAGAGCCCACCACAGCCCCGCUCGCGGCCCGUCUCACACGCUAACUGCUGUUAAACUGGUAGCUGCUGGGAUCUAAGAAAACAAGCGGAAACAGCAACAAGCAAACAGCAAUACCCAUAUACAAACUGUAAAUACGUUUAUCAGCUGCUCAUAGCUAGCUGGUAAAGGUUAAGAUAAGUUUCCAUUAACACAUGAUCAUUUUGUAAUAAGUAGCAGCGCUUUUGCUGCAUUCACGUUGUUUGGGAAUAUUUCCAGGAAUGACCUGACGGUUAAAACCUCAACUUUGAAGAAAUUGGCUGUUUGCCUCUUUUCAACACUUUCCCCAUGUUAAUUUAGUUAAGUUAACAUUGUACAGCAAGCCAGAAAUUUCAUUAUCAGCCAUUAACAAAAAAUCUAGCAAGUAGUUAGAAAAUACUCUGCCACAGGAUUUAUGAUCACAAAACAUUAUUUGUUUGAUAUAAUUGAAAGGAACAAGCCAUUAGCUUCAUUUGACUCGGGGGAAUUGACUUGUUGAUGAGAACAUUCAGGAUGUCUGAGAAAAUAGUGCCAAACCUGCAACCUAGUGUGAAUCUGCCACCUCUCCCAUGGGACUUAAAUGCAGCUUUUUUACUGAAGUCAGCCUCAGUCAAUCCGUCCAAAUGGUCCUGCUGAGUGUUAUUUCCUGGUAUCUUACUGGUGAGAUGCGACACCAAUGGACAUCCUCCCUCCCCCCAGACAGGCUCAGACAGGCAUUUUUUAAUUGUUUUUUUUGCACAAUUCUAUACCACUGCAGCGAUUUAUUGAUAUAUUUUCUUUAAUAGGCAACAUGGUUAGGCACAUGUGCUUUGGUUGUUGGGAUGAACAGCAGGUUCUGAAGACCUUCUGUGUCAAGCAGCCUGUCGAUUUGUACUUAUUCUCUUGUAUGAGCACCAUAGUGCUCAUUAUUACAUUUUUUACAUUUUGAGUACCAACAGCCUAACAGAACUCAGUGGCAUUAUUCCAGGAAACACAAGUCAUACUAUUAUUCAUUCUGUGAACUGGAUUUAAAGCUGCAUUUGGCAAGAUUUACAGUAUAAACAAAAUGAUGUCAUGAUGUCAUGCUCCGUCUGACCUAGCUGAGAUGCUGUAGAUACUCACUGUUUGUGCUGUUUACCCUUACAUCGGAUAUUGGGGAGAGACGUCUUUCUACACACAGUCAUAAAAUGACAGUAAUUUCAAUAUUGUUUCUUAAAGCUGCAUUAACUGAUUUUUCUUCUUCAGCAGAGCAAGCUAACACUGAAAUAUCACCUUAUAAAUUUUUUUUUUGGUACAAAUGUUAGCAAAUAAUCAUUUACACAUCCAAUACAAAUCAACAUUAGCAUUCAUUUGGAGUGUUUCAGUCCACUGCUCACUGUCCUUUUAGCUUAAAAGAGGAGCAAACGAUUAUGGAGUAAGACUGUUGAUAUUUUAACUCAACAGCAAAACAAAUACAUCCCUCCCUCCAAUGCUCCUUCAGAGGCUCCACCCCCCAAAUUAUGGACGCGCAUCGCCAAGGCAACGACACAAUGGCAGAACCCAGAGCGUCUUAUAUGGUAUAGAAGUGGAUACUCAUAGCUGAAGCAAAAUAAACCUCAUAAUAUUAAAUAUCAUCAAACAGACAAUAUGCACACAAACACAGCAUCCAGAACACAACGGAGUAAAACCUAGCGGGAGCUAGUUGCUUUGAUUGUUUUAACAAAAUUAACGUUUUACAUACCUGUCAAACAGAAACAGAAACCUCCACAUCCGUCUUCGUGCCUUCAACUCUCGGUUGGAAAGCCUUAGCAAUGUUAACACAGCUCUUCGCCCUCGCCUGAUCAUAGCAGUGCCAUUUUCAGUUUUUGUUCUUCUGACCCUCUCCUCUUUGGCAGUUUCUCGGCCAUCUCUCCUUCUUGACAAUAGGUUCCUCCUGUCCUCCUGUCCCUACUGCCCCCUCUCCCCCAUCUCCCCUCUUCUCUUCUUUUUUCCCUUGUCCUGUGCCUGAGUAUGGUGUUGCGUGGCUCGGUCUGAGCAUUUUUGUUUGUUUUUCCAUUUACAGAGCCAGGGCUGCGUAGGAACACUGGAUUGUUUUUCAGCACACAUAGAACGGACAGCUAGCGGACUGGAGGGGUUAUUCACUGAAUUUGACAAAAAGCGUAUUAUAUUUGAAUCGAUAACUAUACCUUUAAGAAGCCAGGUAUUUCUAUCUGGCUCUUUGAUUUCUGAUUAACUUAUAACAAGCUAAUUGAUAACUAUCAAAACAGCUGCUGGGAACAAAGUUUAUGUAAAGAAGUCUGCAGUCCAUAAAACCAAAGCAAUGAACUGAAAGACAGUAAAAUACUGUGUAGAGCUGAGGGGAACUGCAGGGUUGUUGAUAAUUCUCUUUAGGUUUGUGUUUUAAAAUGACUAGUGCAGCUAUAAAACUGUUACAAUCAACAUGACCCCAAAUGAAUGAUAAUGUUGCUCUGUGUCUGGUGAAUGUAUAAAUGUCAUAUCAAUCUAAAAGGUGAUAAUAUGUCUGUGUCAUAAAACCCUAUAUUGUUAAAAUUUUCAGCUUAAUUUAUUAAAAGGUUUUGCUGCUCAAAUAUUUAAUAACAAUAAUAAUCAACUAUAUUUGUACAGCACAUUUCAUACAAAACAUGCAGCUUAGUGCUUUACAUUUAAAAAGGAAAGAAAAAAGGGAACAGAAUAAAUCAAAAGCAAACAGGUAAACAUAAAACUGCUUAGCGUUACAGUGAAAGCCAGGUAUUUUAGAGAUCAGCUUAUAAGAACAUUUAAAUGCAUAAUCAACUAAAAAAACACAUUUAAAGGCAUAAUGAAAUAUUUAAAAACAGCAUUUGGGACACCAUGUGAAGCAUGCACAUCAUAAUAAGUGGUGUUAGAAGAGGGCUAGGUUAAAGAGAUAUGUCUUUAAGUGCCAGUUCAAAAUUUCAGCAGAGCCUGCCACUCUAAUAUCUUUGGAUAUGCUCUUCCUACAGUGGCCCCCCUGGGGUCAGCUGAGAAAAUGUUUUGUGGGGUUCAGGGUAACUAGAAAGCCCUCAGUAGAGGAUUUAAGGGCUUGUGAAGGAACAAAAAAUCUCAGUAGGGACUCAGUGAUUAUAGAGUAGGGACUCAGUGAUUAUAGGCCAGUCUUCAGCUGUUGAGAGCUUUAGUGUGCAAGUAGAGGGACUUUCAAAUCUGUUCUAAAAUAUAGCCAGUGCAGUGUAGCUAAGACUGGAGUGAUGUGUUCUCUCUUCUUUGUUUUUGUUAGCAUUCUAGAAGCAGUGUUCUGGAUAAGUUGCAACCUCUCAAUGGACUUUUUAUGGAGAUCAAUAAAAAAGUGCAUUGCAAUAGUCUAGACUACUUGAGAUGAAAGUAUAAAUAUAUUUUUCACUAUCUUGCUGGAUCAGGAAUGGCCGUACUUUUUGAGAUGAAAGAAUGCCAGCUUGGUCACUACAUAUAUACUGUACACCUUUAUAUAUAACUUAGUCGGAGUCUAAAUUAACACCCAGACUUGUUACUUCUGGUUGGAUCCAGGGAGUCAGAUUACGAAGUUUUUUAAGAAGUUUGUCCCUUUUACUUUUGGGGCCAACUAAGACCCCGAUUACACCUAGUAUUAAAAUGUGAUCUAUAUCCAGACACCUUACCCAGAUAAUAAACAAUGCAAUCUUGGCUUUGCAUGUACACCUGGUAUUUUUAAAUGCGUCCUCAUUAAACUAAUUCAAAUCGGAUCUCUGUCCUUUGGAGAAAAACCUGGGUGUUAUUUAUUUGAGGUGUUGAAAGAAAUGCCACAUUAUUUUUUUUAAACGUAACCUUCUGUCAAGUUCAAAACAUGUUAACGAGUUAUUCAUUUAUCCUAUGUUAACAAAUGCUGAUGUUGCUACAUGUUCUCGUUAUGAAAAUAGCCCAAUUAAAUUUUAAUGUCAGUGUUAGCAGGAUAGCACACCUUUAUUGUUUGAAGUGGAGUCCAUGUUAUUGUCGCUGGCUGGCUCCACACUGGCUAACGUUAAAGUAGGCAACGACGUUGCACAGUUGCAUAGAGUCCUUUCGCCCUCCUCUGAAAAUGGGCAAGUUAUCCUAGACUGCCCACUUUUGUUAUAAUUAUCAUUAGCUUUAUGAUAAACCACCGUUAGAUGUUUUAUUUUCCAUUGGCAUUGCAGCCAGGUUCUUCCAUUUGUUUUGAAAUGUCCUUGCAAAUGGACCUAUUUCUGUAGGAACUGUCCAGUUUUGCUUGGAAAGCACUGUCACCCCAAAACCCCAUAAACAUCUUGUUUCCUCAUGGCUCCAGGGACACGCAUCUUCCUUUUCUACCAGUCACUAUAACCCUUAUUACCUUCUUUCUUAAAAUUUUUCAUCAAUUUAGCUAACUUCUGAUGUGAGGAGCACUCAGUGGUAUUUGCAGUCAGAGAGGGUCAGACGUCGGGUCAGAGGUCAGAGCGGGAAUAAUGACAUUGCAUAGGUACGGAUGGCAUGUUGUACAGAUUGCGUUUACACCUACCUAAGAUACAAACACAAUGCAAGCCGGGCUACCUCCAGAAGUGGUUAGGCAGAUCCAGCCACAUUCUGAUCACAAUGCAUUUACACCUUGCAUUAACAUGCAUUUUUGCUUAGGUAUCCGGAUACAGAUCGCAUUUUAAUGAUAGGUGUAAACGGGGUUUAAUACAAAUUCAGUAUUCUCCUCAUUUAGUUUUAGAAAGUUAUAAUCCAUCCAUUUAUUUAUUUGACGACAGGCGGGCAGUGAGGGAACUUAAAGCAUCUACAUCACUUGGCUCAACAGAUAUGUACAAUUGUGUAUCAGCACUGUAGCUAUGGAAGCUAACAUUAUCUUCCCUGAUGAUGAUGAAGAAGCAUGUAUUGUGAGAACAACAGAGGGGCAAGGCAGCUCCCUUGUGCAACACCAGAGGUUAUGUCAGGGGAGGUUUCUUUGACACAUGGUCCCCAAGAGAAACAUACAAUUUUCUUCUUGUAAUGUACGUUCAGAGCCAGUUUAGAACACGUUCAGAGAGACCAACCCAGUUCUCAAGGCGGUUUGGGAGAAUGUCCUGUUCUACUGUGUCAUUGCCGCACAAUAAAUGUAAGAGAACCAGAAACGGUACCCUACCUGGCAUCAGAACUAAGUCUCAGAUCAUUAACUCUGUUUGUGAGAGCAGUCUCUGUACAAUGAUUAGCUCGAAAAUCUGAUUGAAACUUCUCUAGAAAUUGUUUUCAUUUAGAAAGUUGUUUACCUGGUGGAAUUUUGUUUUCAGGUAUCUUGCUUAAGAAUGAAAGGUUUCAUGUAUGUUUAAUCAUUUAUGGGACAGGUGUGCUGACAAAUUUAAGGCUAUGCAAAGAAAAUGGUAGUCAUGUGUGUGUCAUAGUGUUUGCCAUCAUACUCAUAUAAUGUCAGAAAGCUGCAUCUUAGAACAAGUGUGACUGAAGAAUCUUGCCUCUAUAUUUUAAUUUAAAGGGACUUUGCAUUUUGUUUUUGCUGAAGUAGGAGACGGUGUUACUGACUCUCAUACCCUGCCUUACAUACUCCCAGCUGCACCGGGGAUUCAAACAGUUGACCGAUCAUCUUCUCUAAACCAUUACUGGCUCAUUUAAGAUUUCCACAGUGUUUCAGUCAAACCAGGAAAGGCAGCACUGUUACAAUAUAAUUAUCUUGCCUUAUAUUAACCUUAUAAAUCAUUUGACAUUUUCCUAAAGCUGCAACUCUUAAACUACUCAAGCACAAAUACAGAAAAAAAUAUAUUUUUUAUUUAUCAAACUGCAAAUACAUAAGUGGGAGUGACUGGAUAUCACUUUGAAGAACAUACAUGUACUGUAGACCGAAAUGUGCAUUUACUCGUACAUUCUACAGUCAUCCGUGUGUCGGAUCCUGCCCCCUGCUGUAGAUAUUUUAAACUACCCCAAAUUUAAGCCCUCACCCAGACUGGUAGAAUGUAUUAAUGCAUUUUUAAUUUUCAUUAAUGUAUAAUGGCUUUUAGGUCAAAAUGUUGUAUAUGUAUUUUUUGGUUUGUUUUCUAGUUUUUUUUUUAUGACAAGGCUUUUUUAAGUGCAUCUAUUAUGUUGAAAGGGUUUUAUCAGCCCACAUGGGACCACUGUUCUAUCAACUACGGACUUUCACAAUGACAAGGAUAUACUUUAUCUAAUUGUCUUAAUUUUCAUUCUUUAUUUACUGUACUAGUAACCAUCAAUGUGGACCUCUUUCAGUGUAUCUGGAAGGAUACCUUGGAAAACAUCUUCCAAUGCAGCCUUCAAAGACAUUUUGUCACAGUAGACAUUACUUCUUUCUGGGAUAUGACUUGCUUGUUUGAGCAAAAACUGCACAUUUACUUUUUUAGCAAAUCUUAACACUGUUAAUACUGUGUAUGUAAGUAGGGUUAGUAUUGAUAUUGAGUGAUCAAUUACGAAGAAUAUUUCCCCUUAGAAUCUCUUAUAACCUGAUGUCACAUGUGAAGCCCGUCCCUGUCCAUGUCCCUCAUGAUAUGUGUUCUUCCUGCCGUCUGUGGCCAUGGUGUAUUUACAAGAUCAAUAAAACACUACAAAUUUUGACAUCUGUUAUAAUGUAUGUCAAUGCACAUUUCACAACAUGCAUGAGUGUAUAUGCAUGUAUAACAGAUGUGUCUGUCUCUGAUAUUUGGAGUCUUUUUUCUUUAAACUAACUACAAAUAAAUGAGUGAUGAACUA